UUACUAUUUAAUAUAGUGCAAUAGUGACCACCACAAGAUAACAAUUAUGAAAGCUGUGGUUAUAUUCCUGGUUUAUAUUGGAUGUAUCUAUGCCCAGUUCAGAACAUUUACACAAGGUCCCCAUAUUCGAAUUUUGAGCCAAACGCAAGAAGGGCCCAAUCCAGAUGGAUCCUAUAGAUGGAGUUAUGAUACGGAAAAUGGCAUUUCAGCAGAAGAGGAAGGGCAUGUAAAAAAUAUAGGAAAUCCACAAGCUGAAGCCAUGGAAGCUCGUGGAGGUUUUAGAUAUACAGCACCAGAUAACACCCCAAUUUCUCUGCAGUAUAUUGCUGAUGAGAAUGGUUUUCGAGCAUCUGGUGCACAUUUGCCUACACCGCCGCCAAUUCCUCCAGCAAUACAAAGAGCUCUUGAUUUUAUAGCAACCCACCCUCAAUCAAGAUUUCCUUAAUUCAUAUUAUAACUAACUUCUAUACUACAAGCUUUAUGUACUUUAAAGUAAACCUAAGUAACUUAAAUAUGGCAAAUACUACAAAUACCAUAACUAUAUUUUACUUCGAUACUUGCUACCAUAGAAAUACUUUUUAUAUGGUAUAUAAAAACCAAAGCGAAGUAAUUUACUUUCAAGUACAUAAUAUAUCUAAUUACCUUAGAAUUAUGAAAUCUUAAUUUAAGAUUAAGUGUUAUCUAUUUAUUGAAUAUAUUAUACACUGCAUUAUAAAAA
Molecule: messenger RNA, 718 nt
Organism: Anoplophora glabripennis (Asian longhorned beetle)
Lineage: Eukaryota; Metazoa; Arthropoda; Insecta; Coleoptera; Cerambycidae
Product: endocuticle structural glycoprotein SgAbd-8-like
Exons: 3
Coding region: 47-445 (132 amino acids)
Cellular component (GO): chitin-based extracellular matrix
Molecular function (GO): structural constituent of chitin-based larval cuticle
Source: RefSeq, a predicted model, not a curated record